AUGAACGCAUAAAAUGACCAAGAAAAGUUGGGUUAAGAUGAUUAAGGUUUAGGAGAAGUAUUUGUACCAGCUUAGGUUGUAAAAAAUUUUAAUCAAAUGGUUGCUGAACCUCAUCCUGUAUUUUUCACUUUAUAAUGUAGCUACAGUUACCAUCUGAUAGAUCAGGUUAAGCCCCCAUCAGAAAAUAAUGCCCAAAAUUAGGCUCCUCUGUUAACUGAUAAAUAGCAAGCUUAACCUUUAAUUAAGAAGCCUGAUCAAGCAGCCGAUGAAUCAAAAUAAUAACCAAGGCCUGUUUAAGGGUCUGCCAAUCAUAGUUAAGAUGACAUCUCUGUUAAGAGUUCAGGAGGAGGCACUAAAUCUCCUCAUCAUUCAUGUACAUGUGUUAUUAAUUUAUAAGAAACCCAAUAGAAACGCAUUAAAAGAAUGAACAGUAGAGUUAAGAGUCGACUCUCUUAAUAAAAGCAGUAGUCAGAUAUAUCAAAAAGGAUACUGAAAAUUACAGAAAACACCAUAUUCUCAAUAGUCAUGGCCAUAGUCACUAUAUAUGCUCUAUUUGGAGAUGAUAUCAGAAUAUUGUCAGUGGAUAAGUAAGGAGAUGAUGUCUUUUUUGUACUAACUGUUAUAUGCAUGGUUGCAUUUAUAAUAGAAAUUACCCUAACCAGUAUUGCUAAACCAGAAUAUAUUUUGAAUUUUUAUUUUAUCUUGGAUGUUAUUUCUACAUUAACAAUGAUUUUAGAUUUAGGUUGGAUAACUGAUACUUGGUAUUCUGGAGAUUUAACAAGUGCUUCAUAGAUUAAGUCUAUUGGUACUGCAUCUAGAGCUGCAAGAAAGGCUGCUAGGGUUAUAAGAGUUAUAAGACUUGUCAGAUUGGUUAAACUCUAUAAGCAUGCUCGUUAGUAAAUGGAAAGGGAAUAAUAAAAAAAGUUACUUCAAGAACUUUUAAGACAAGCUUAAUAAAGUAAGAGUCAAGACUAAUAAAUAAUAAUAAUAAUAACAAUAAUAAUCAUAAUAAUAAUAAUAAUAAUAUAAAAUUUGUCCAUCUAAUAAAUAAUACCAUAAAAUGAUGAAUCCAGAAAUAAUUCUCAAAAUGAUAUUGAAGCUGCCAAAACACCAGAUAGAAGUUCUAACUCUCAAUUAAAAUCAUCUUAAGUUUCUUCUUAGGCAGAAAAUUAAAUUAAAGAAUCUAUUGUAGGAGCUUAAUUAUCAGAUCUUGUUAUGAGAAGAGUAAUUACAAUCAUUUUAGCUAUCUUAAUAAGUAUUCCUGUUCUUUCCUUAGAUACUUAUUAAGAAACAAUCAGUAGCUACGAUUCAGGAAUUUAUAGAAUUUUUUAAUUCAAAGACAACUCUGAGGUAAUGAAAUCCCUUUUGUAUCAAUACUCUCAAUUCCAUAUAGGGGAGAUUUAUCCAAUUUAUAGUGUGAAUGUGAAUUUAAAAGGAGGCAGCAAUACAGAUCUUGAUGAAUGGAGUUAUAACACUAAUCCAGAAAUCUUUGAAGUGCCUGCCUAUGAAACAAAAGACUAAUAUAGAUUUUCAGAUUUGCAAUAUUAUGUUAAAUCUGAUGGAUCAUAUCUACAGAUUUACGCAUCAGCUGACUUGGUGGCCUAUAAUCAAACUAAUGCAAUAUUGUCCAUAUUUUAAACAAUCUUUGUGUGUAUAGUGCUGGCAGUAUCAGCCCUGAUGUUCAAUAAAGAUGUUUCUGAUUUGGUUAUAGAUCCAAUAGAAGGGAUGAUGUAGAAGAUAGAGAUGAUAGCAGCAAAUCCGCUUGAGGCAGUUAAUAUCGAAGAAUAGGAAGAUCUCAUUAUGGAGGAAUUAGAGAAAUCUUAGGAUGUGGAAAAGUUAAAGUAGAAAGAGAUUGAAAAACACAUGGAAACAUAUGUUCUUUAAAGAUUAAUAAUGAAGGUAGGUGCGUUGUUAGCUGUUGGGUUUGGUGAAGCAGGUUCAGAAAUUAUCGCUGAAAACAUUAAAAAAGGUGGUAGUGUCGAUCCCAUGAUACCCGGCAAGAAAAUAUUGGCAAUUUUUGGAUUUUGUGACAUAAGAAACUUUACUGAUGCAACUGAAGUUUUAUAAUAAGGAGUCAUGGUUUUUGUCAACGAAAUUGCUGAGAUUGUCCACUCGACCGUUGAUUCUAUGAGCGGAUCUGCUAAUAAAAAUAUCGGUGAUGCCUUUUUACUCGUUUGGAAAUAUUCUCCUAAUGACUAUCAUCCUGAUCCUGACAACCCUAGAAACUUAAAACUCAAGACCGACAGGUACAUUAAAUAGAAAGGAGACAUGGCAGUGAUGGCAUUUCUCAAAAUAAUCACAGCAAUCUCUAUCUCCAAAAAGCUUGAGAAGUAUAAGAAGCAUGAGGGACUCAAUGCAAGAAUGAAGGACUACUCAGUGAAAAUGGGAUUCGGUUUACAUAUGGGUUGGGGAAUUGAAGGAGCCAUAGGUUCUGGAUUUAAAAUUGAUGCCUCAUAUCUCAGUCCUAAUGUUAAUAUGGCAUCAAGAUUGGAAGCAGCAACAAAAUAAUUUGGAGCUCUUAUUCUCGUUAGUGGUAUUCUAAAGUAAUAUUUGACUGAUGAAUGUUAAAAGCAGAUGAGAAUGAUUGAUAUUGUUACAGUGAAAGGAAGUAUUGUUCCUCUAGAGCUACACACUGUGGAUAUGUCAAUCAAAAACUUAUAAGCAAAAAUCAAGAAUCUUAGAGAUAAAUUUGACGUUUCUUAAAUGACUUAAAAAGAUUCAAAAAAAUUUAGAGUUGUGAAUAGAUUCAAGAGAGAUCAAUAGAUGAAGCAAGUGAUGAACAAUUAGAUUAGUAUUACUGAUCUUUUUGAAAAGGAUGAUGAGUUGUCAGCUGCUAGAGAACCAUACACUUAAUAAUUUUACGAGACUUGGAAAUAAGGAUUUGAUUAAUACAUUAAAGGAAAUUGGGGUGAAGCCUAAUCCAUUUUCUAAAAGACAUUAACUAUGAUACCUGAACAUAAGGAUGGACCAUCCAAUACUCUUUUAGAGGUUAUUCAUUCUUGUGGCGGAAAAGCUCCCAAAGAUUGGAAAGGUUAUAGAGAGCUUACAGAAAAAUGA
Messenger RNA from Paramecium tetraurelia, 3057 nucleotides. RefSeq lists its product as uncharacterized. The record is from RefSeq and is a predicted model, not a curated record. The transcript is spliced from 8 exons. Lineage: Eukaryota; Ciliophora; Oligohymenophorea; Peniculida; Parameciidae. Gene Ontology annotation, biological process: cyclic nucleotide biosynthetic process; intracellular signal transduction.